AUGAACACUGAUGACGGAACUGUUUUGGGCAUCAUUACUGCAACAGAUGAAGAUGCCUUGGAUGAUGGCAAACUCACUUACAAAUUGAUGCCAGAAAGCAUGCGGGAGUUAUUCGAUGUUCAUCCAGAGACUGGAACUAUCGUUGUAAAAAAUGGACAGCGUCUUGACAGGGAAGGCACCAAUUCCUACUCACCCACCCUGCAGGCCAUAGAUUCAGAUGGCAAGAUUGGUACCACUGUUUUGAUGAUCAACAUUCUGGAUAUUAAUGAUCAGACACCAGUGAUGAACAGAGUACUUUAUGAGGCCUAUGUACAAGAGAACCAAAAAUUAGAGCUUAAAAUCCAGGCUACAGAUGGAGACGACCCAAAAAACCCAAACAGCAUAAUCCAGUAUCGCAUUGACAACAGCCCAUUCAGUAGUAACUUUACCAUAGACCAUGACUCUGGUGUGCUUGAAAACAAUGGUCGAUUGGACCGUGAGGCUAUGGACCCUGCCCUAGAUGGUGGGAUUGAGUUGAUGGUGAUCGCUUCAGAUAUGGGCACACCAUCCCUGUCCUCCACAGCAAAAGUGACCAUCAACAUUGGGGAUGAAAAUGACAAUUCUCCACAGUACCUUGAUCCUGCUCCCUACGAAUUUAAAGUAAAGGAAAGUGAAGGAGGCAUAUGGGUUGGCUCUGUGCGGGCUCACGAUGGCGAUCAAUCAGACUUCAAUAAUCGUAUCUUCUUCAGUAUUACUGAUGGUAGUUUUGGAAGUUUCAUAUUAUUUAGUGAGAACAUCAGUGAAGGUUACAGGGGCAACAUCACGGUGGAUCCCGCUGUUGAGCUGGACUACGAAAGUGACCGCAAGACGUACGAUCUAACAGUGGAGGCCUUGGACUUGGGUCAGCAAAAGGUUGAGACAACAGUGAAAGUAAUUGUGGUUGAUGUGAAUGACACUCCACCUGAAUUCCCAUCCGACAUGACCCUGAGCGUAAAAGAGAACAGCACCUUGUCAAUGCCUCUGGGCACAAUCAAAGGCGAAGAUGUGGACACUGAACACCUUCUAGAAUAUGAGCUUGAUUCUACUGAAUGCCAAUGCAAUGGCGUCAGAGGUCCAUGUCCCGAAGAGUGGUUCAAAGUUGAGAGUAACGGUGAUGUGAUAACUAAUACUGUCUAUGAUAUUGACUAUGAGAAAUGUGAUAAAGUGUUCAUGAAUGCCAAGGUGGUGGAUGUUUUAACUGAGAAGAGGAGAGACAGUACUGAAGGAGUUGUCACUAUUAAUAUUGUGGAUAUCAAUGACAACGCCCCAGAGUUUGUUGUCUUGCAGGACUUCUAUGUUGUAGUCAUUGAGAAAGUUGAGGUGGGCACAUCUGUUGGCAGAGUUUAUGCCAUAGACAGAGACACAGGAGAGAACAGGAAAACCAAAUUUGAAGUUACCAAGGUGGACUUUGUUAGCAGUGAAGGGAAUUCCACAGAGAGUUUGUUUCUCUACGCCGACUCUGCUGAUCAGGAAGAUGCUGACGGAAGGUUCACUGCACAUAUACGGUCCCAGAAGGCAAUGGAAAAUAAUAAAAGAGGGAAGUUCAUGGUUCAGGUGAAGGCGUCUAAUCUUGAUGGUCUCAGUUCCACCUCUGUGGUUGAGCUUCUCACAGUUGACAGCUCCUACAGAGUCAGUCUCAGAUUUAGUGCAUCUGUGUCUGAAGUCAAUGAGAAUUUGCCUUAGAUCAGAGCGAUUCUGAUAAGUGCUACAAAAGCAACGGUGGAAUUCUUCAAUGUGUUUAGUGAGACGGUUAUUCCGCGGUAAGAUUCAAUCCCCCACAUCCCCAUGUAUACAUAUACAGUAAACUAAACUGAAUCUCACCAAACUCAUGUUAAGUCUGGAAUAUCUUUUUAUUUCAUUCCUGUUAUAAUAUGUAUAAUCCAGCAGGUGGCGUGUACAUCAUAGACUAAAUCCAAGUCGGUUUGUAUUUUCUCUCCCAAAGAGAUUCAAAAUUCCAUGUAGAUUUCCUGUCUUGUCAGUGCUACUGUUAUUAAGCAAACGUUUCAUUUAUUUGGCAUAAUUAGAGAAUUAUGGAUUUAAUUUUGGCAAGAGACCAGCAAAAUUGUAUCUACACUAUAAAAAUAAAAUUGCACCCAUUUCAAGUUCAGUUGCUGACUUAAAUUUUUAAGUAUAAUCAUCAUAGUCGUAACUUAAACUUACUUAAAAAAUCGAGUUGAAUCUCAAAAAAGUUGAAAUUGCUCAAUGUAUUUUGAUGAGUUACUGUAAAAACGUAAGUUGCCAUGACUUACUGAUCAUAUCAUUUUUUUGUACUGUAUUUACAAACAGAAUAUUUAUAUUACUGCUCAAGGGACCCAAACAUUUUCAAAU
Molecule: messenger RNA, 2346 nt
Organism: Sinocyclocheilus anshuiensis
Lineage: Eukaryota; Metazoa; Chordata; Actinopteri; Cypriniformes; Cyprinidae
Product: cadherin-related family member 2-like
Exons: 12
Coding region: 1-1701 (566 amino acids)
Biological process (GO): homophilic cell-cell adhesion
Cellular component (GO): plasma membrane
Molecular function (GO): cell adhesion molecule binding; calcium ion binding
Source: RefSeq, a predicted model, not a curated record